This is a messenger RNA of Dimorphilus gyrociliatus, 1116 nucleotides long. NCBI's taxonomy places the organism in Eukaryota, Metazoa, Annelida, Polychaeta, Dinophilidae. The record is from the annotation of a GenBank genome assembly.
AGCAUUUCCUGUGUUUAUUUGAAUAGUAAAACAAAAAUGGCGCAAAAUGAUGAAGAUCUCUUACACAAAUGUGUUUUUUCAAAUGACAUAAAAAGUCUAAAAGAGUCUGUAAAAUCUUUUGCUGUUGAAAAAAAAGAUAAACAUGGAAACACAGCUUUACAUCUUGCUGCUAUGUUGGGUCAUAGCGACUGCAUCGAUAUACUAUUGGCUAAUAAUGCCCAAGUAAAAGUAAAAAACUUACAGGGCUGGACUCCACUGGCCGAGGCUUUCUAUAGAUUAGAUACAACUUUGGUUGAUUUUAAUGAUAUGAAAUGGGAAAGAGGAGAUAUCUCUUUUGUUUUCAAUGGAAAUAUUAAAGGCAGCAAAAAUUUUACCAUAUUAGAUAAUAAAUUAAAAGUGUAUCAAAAAUUUAAACAUGAGGAAACUGAAGAUGAAACUCAGGACGAUAUUGAUAUUUUAAUGUCUAGCGACAUAAUUUCGGCUCAAAUACCCACGAAAAAUAUCACGUUUUCUCGGCUUCAAAGUGGCUGGUUUGUAAAGCAAGGAAGAACACAAUUAGUUGGACAAUUUCCUGCAGAUUUUUAUUCCGUUCAAGGGUUGACAUUGGAGCAAAAAAAGAGACGCGAACAUCUCUCUCCUGAAGACUUGCAGAAAAAUAAGGCGAUUUUGGAAAGUUUGAGUAAAGGAAACGUUAUCGAAAAUCACGAGAUACAACGAAGGCCCUCCCUACCAACUCCAAAGAAGGCAAAUAUAAGUUGGGAGGACUAUAUUAGAGAUGGAAACCCACCUUGUUUAGGUAGACCUAUUAUUUGUAAAGACACAAAGAAAACAUUCAAGGCCACUCUGGCAAUGAGUGAAGAAUUUCCAAUGACCGUUGAACAAGUUCUCGACGUAUUAGAAAUUGUUGCACCUUUAAAACAGUAUAAGAAACUGAGAGAAUUUAUGGAUACCAAAUUGCCUCCAGGUUUUCCUGUAAAGAUUGAAAUUCCAGUCUUUCCGACGGUGACUGCCAAAGUAACAUUCCAACAAUUUAAAUGGGACGAUUCACUCGCAGAAGAUCUCUUUAUUAUACCCAACGAAUAUAGGGAAGAUCCAAACAGAUUUCCUGAACUAUAA